Molecule: messenger RNA, 690 nt
Organism: Arthroderma uncinatum
Lineage: Eukaryota; Fungi; Ascomycota; Eurotiomycetes; Onygenales; Arthrodermataceae
Exons: 5
Coding region: 1-690 (229 amino acids)
Source: RefSeq, a predicted model, not a curated record
AUGGCUUCUGCAACGACACAGCGCAGGUUCGCGCCAUUGAACUCCAAUGACAGCGAGCACCCCCCAUUGAAAGGCAUCGUUUUUGAUGUUGACGGAACGCUCUGCCUGCCACAGCAUCAUAUGUUUCAAGAGAUGCGGGAUGCCCUUGGUAUAGAGAAGGGCGUUGAUAUAAUCCAUCAUAUCCGCGGCCUCCCCACCUUCACGGAGAGGACAGAUGCCAUCGCAGUAGUUCGGAGCAUCGAGCGCGAGGCAAUGGUAAAACAGGUUCCUCAGCCAGGCCUCAUCGAGCUCAUGGAUUAUCUUAAUUCAAAGGGCGUCAAGAGGGCAUUGUGUACGCGCAACUUCGAUGGCCCGGUCAAUCAUCUUAUCAAGUCUCAUCUCCCUACUCAUAUCUUUGCACCGAUUGUGACUCGCGAUACGCCUAAUAUAAUGCCCAAGCCUGAUCCAGCUGGAAUCUUGCAUAUCGCACGCGCCUGGAACCUUGAAGAUGCUGGCGAUUUGAUCAUGGUUGGUGAUAGUUUGGAUGAUAUGACGGCCGGCCACAAAGCUGGAGCUGCUACUGUGUUGCUCAUAAACGAGAAAAACCAGGAUCUCAAAGACCACGAACAUACGGAUCUAUGCAUCGAACGUCUAGACGACUUGAUCGAUGUAUUGGAGAACGGGUUCCAAGUGGUUAGAGAAAGGUCUUGA